This is a messenger RNA of Solea senegalensis (Senegalese sole), 1544 nucleotides long. RefSeq lists its product as uncharacterized. The record is from RefSeq and is a predicted model, not a curated record. The transcript has 5 exons. Bases 305 to 1390 code for a protein of 361 amino acids. Lineage: Eukaryota; Metazoa; Chordata; Actinopteri; Pleuronectiformes; Soleidae.
GGGGUACAGCUUCAUUUCCAAUAUGGCGGCUAUCAUAUGCUCUGAUCAGAUCAAUACAAACAGAAACCACAGGACGCUCCGUGCAAGUGUGUCUGGACGGACCGGUUAGUUAACUUGAGAAAUUUAUCGUCAAUAAUUAUAGAUCCAGUCUCAGGUCGGAGCUCAGCAGAGCAAAACACGUCACGGAUCAAACGAUUAUGACUCACUGCCUCAUUCAGUCGUUUCACUUUGGUUCAGACGGACGGAGGUUUGUUGACAGGUCCAGGAAAAAAACGAUUUAUAUUCUGGUCCAGUCCAUGUGAACAUGCAAAACCAAGAGUCCUCAACUCGACCUGGGGUCACUGCUGCCCAUUUGUUCCAAAAACCUGUCCUGCCUCAGGUCCGGUACCAUCCGACCAUUAAGGCUCAGAACCCCAGAAAAGGAGUGGUACCAAAAACAUCUAAACCUCCUGAAACCUAUAAGCCAGUCAGCCAACACGGAGACAACAGCACCCAGGUGAAUCUUGAUCCUGCAACAAGACCAAAAACCCAGAGUGUUCAGAAACCAGUUCAGAAACCAGUUCAGAGGGCCAAUUCAGAUCCAGAUCGGCACUCUGAUAGCGCUCCACCCACACCAGCACAGGUUCCUCUGGGUCUGAAGGUGCAAUUAAAAAGGAGUGUGGUGCAGCGGGUGGAGGUUCUGACCCGCGGACAGAGGAACAACCAGGACUGGUUCUCCUGGAGGAAGAACCGAAUCACUGCCUCGGUGGCUCAUCGUAUCGCUCACUGCCACUUUGUUAACGGCAAAAGCAGAACCCCACCAGCCAGCUACCUGGCUGCCAUCACAGGUGACAGUAAUCACGUCCAGACCCGUGCCAUGAGCUGGGGGGUGAAUAUGGAGGCCGUGGCCAUCCACAGUUACCAGAAACUGAAGACAACGGCGUUGGGUCAGCCCAUCUUGGUUCAGGAUUGUGGCUUGUUCAUCGAUGGUCAGAGACCCUGGUUGGCUGCGAGUCCUGAUGGCAUUGUGACAGACAGGAAAACUGGCCAAUGGUUGCUUUGCCUGGAGGUGAAGUGUCCCUACAAACACAGAGAGAGGCGAGUGGAGGAAGCCUGCCAGGACUCUGGCUUCUGUCUGGAGAUUGAGGACAGACAGAUGCCUGGAGAGUCUCCAGCCUACCGUCUUAAGACAUCUCACAGUUACUACACUCAGAUCCAGUGUCAGUUGGCCGUGACUGGCCUGCAGCGUGCCGACCUUGUUGUUUACACCACGAAGGAGACGGCUAUUGUUCCCGUGACCUUUGAUGCUGAAAUGUGGGCGGAGACUGUGUCCAAGCUGGAGAUAUUUUACAGAGACGCCGUCCUGCCUCGUCUCAGAGAGACGUCAGCAGCAUGGUCACCAGAGCAAUAAAGAAGCAGUGACCUCUUGGUCAUUCAGGAAUAAAAUAUUUUCAAUAACCUGUUUAGUGAAAAACCAGAGGUGAACCUGACGCUGAGUUAGCUUUGUAACCAGAUAAUGAAGGUCACCUAUGACAUCAUGCUAUUAAAUAUCUUUAUAUCGCUGA